GUUUAAUUACAGAACACAGAUUUUUUUCACUUUUAUCUUCGUUAACGCUUCGUCGAAACAACAGUGAAUUGAGAAAACGAAACGCGAAGAAAUAAAAUAGAAGUGAUUAAAAAAAACUAUAGAAAAAAAUGUUUGCAACGACAAAAUUUGGAAAGGCGAAUGCAGAAAUGGGGAGAAGACUGUUCGAAAUUCGAACGGUUGCUUUAGUUUCUCAAAAGCAGUUGAUGAGUUCGCAAAAAGAUGUGAAUGUUGAAGAUUUUUUCAAGUUCUAUAGUGAUAAAAGUUCCCAUGAUGAUCGCUACAAACCUCUUUCUGGAGCCGACUAUGACAGGUUUUUUAGCCAGAGAUCGGCGUUGAGGGAGCCUGCGAUUACCAGACAGAUCACGUCCUUGUCCUACAAAGUAGGAAAGGAGAUGAUCUCUUUAGCUGAAGGAAUGCCGAAUGAGCAAGUGUUCCCUUUCACAAGCCUGUCCUUAGAAACGAAGAGUUCCACCUUUAAACUGGAAGGAAAAGCACUGGCUUCUGCCUUACAGUAUAUUCCUUCUCAAGGGCUUCCAGCGCUAGUGGCUGAACUCACAGCCUUCCAAAAUGAGGCUCACCGUCCCCCGAAGCUACCUCGGGAUAUCCAAGUAACAAAUGGAGGGCAGCAUGGGAUCUAUCAAUGUGUAGAACUGCUGGUUGAUGUUGGCGACCCCGUUAUUACUUCGGAGUUCGCUUAUACUGGGAUUCAUGCAGCCCUAAAACCAUAUAAAGCAGAAAUAAUCGGCAUUUCCGAAGACAAGGACGGCAUGAUCCCUGAAACACUGGAUUCAGUUCUCGGGGAGCGGUUGCGUCGCGGUCUGAAGAUGCCAAAAAUGCUGUACAUCAUACCGACUGGCAGCAAUCCAACUGGAACAGUAAUCACUGAGGAAAGGAGAAGGCAGAUAUACGAGCUGGCUUGCAGAUACGAUUUCUUGAUCGUUGAAGAUGAUCCUUACGUGUUCUUAAAUUAUACAGACCGUCAUACACCAUCAUUCCUCUCCCUGGACACAUGCGGACGGGUUCUCCGUCUGGACUCGUUCUCUAAGGUGGUGAGCUCCGGGCUCCGCGCUGCGUGGAUCACGGCACCCUCGCCUCUACUGUACCGGCUCCAGCUGCAUAUGCAAGCUGAACUACUGCACUCUUGUACUUUGGCACAGGCCAUACUUCUACACCUGGUGUCCUGUCGCAAGACGCUAGCAUCUCACCUCAUGGGAGCGCGUGACUUCUACGGGAAGCGACGUGAAGCUCUGAACACUGCACUGGCCCCGCUCGCCGCCACCAUCCCCUUCCACAAGCCUGAUGCUGGGCUGUUCUACUGGCUUCGAGUACCUGGCGUUGAAGAUGUUUAUAAUAUGGUCUUUCACACGGCUCUACAAAGAGGACUGAUGUUGAUUCCCGGCCACGCUUUUAUGCCCUACAACGCCCCCUGCCAGUAUUUAAGGUUAACGUUUAGCAAGAUAAAGUACGAAGACAUGGACUCUGCAGUGCGCACUCUAGCGGAGCUUAUCAAAGACGAACAGCAAAAGACGUUGCAGAAACCAAAGAGGUUGGCAACUGAAGGGUAGAUGGCGCUGUUUUAAGUUUUAUGCUUACAAAAAUUUUGAAUUAGUUGAUAAUGUAUUUUAUUUUUAGGUUAAGAUUUAGAUUGUAUUAAUGUUAUUAUUUAUAUUAAAUAAUUAUUGUACUUCAUAUUAGACCAGAGGCUUUGUUGUGUAUACAAAAAUUACGCUUUGUGAUAAGAUAUUGAAGAAAGUAUAACAUAACAUCUAAUUAUGAAAAUAUUUAAUGCAGAGAAGCUAUUAAUUAUGAAAUAUGAUUAACGAUUCUUGAUAGAAAUAUAUCAUUAAGAAAUAUAAAAUGUUUGAGUGUGCUGCACUGUUAAAAUGUGAUUCUGAAAUAACCAAAAAAAGGAAAUGAACGAA
Messenger RNA from Trichoplusia ni (cabbage looper), 1943 nucleotides. Its product is annotated as kynurenine/alpha-aminoadipate aminotransferase, mitochondrial. The coding region runs from base 129 to 1586 and encodes 485 amino acids. Gene Ontology annotation, molecular function: L-kynurenine:2-oxoglutarate transaminase activity; pyridoxal phosphate binding. Lineage: Eukaryota; Metazoa; Arthropoda; Insecta; Lepidoptera; Noctuidae. The record is from RefSeq and is a predicted model, not a curated record. Gene Ontology annotation, biological process: biosynthetic process. The transcript is spliced from 7 exons.